This is a messenger RNA of Phycodurus eques (leafy seadragon), 2743 nucleotides long. It is a transcript of the gene hoxd4a, whose product is annotated as homeobox D4a. Bases 639 to 1343 code for a protein of 234 amino acids. Gene Ontology annotation, molecular function: DNA-binding transcription factor activity, RNA polymerase II-specific; RNA polymerase II cis-regulatory region sequence-specific DNA binding. The record is from RefSeq and is a predicted model, not a curated record. Gene Ontology annotation, cellular component: nucleus. The transcript is spliced from 2 exons. NCBI's taxonomy places the organism in Eukaryota, Metazoa, Chordata, Actinopteri, Syngnathiformes, Syngnathidae. Gene Ontology annotation, biological process: regulation of transcription by RNA polymerase II; embryonic skeletal system morphogenesis; anterior/posterior pattern specification.
GACUGCGAUGUAUUGACAUCCUCGGAUUAAGGCAAACAUCGCACACGCCUCCCCUGCUCUUGUUUCUCGGCUUAAUGAAUGAUUCCCAGAGGCGGCCAAUUGUUUGCGAGGCAUGGCAGCAGAAGAUGAAGGGAUGAGCUUGGUGUAACUUUUGGAUGACCCCCCACCCCCACCCCCCCCCACCCCCUUGACAAAGACAGUCGCCAUCAAUUGUCCUCACUCUGCUUUUAUAGCAGGGGGCUUCUUCUUUGUCGCUUUUCAAAAGCUCACAUGAGGGCUGCAGAGCUUGUUGGUUGCUUUACUCUCGUUCCUCUUUAGCAUUAAAUGAGAGGAAUAAAGUGGUUUUGUUCUCUCGGGGGGGGGGGGGGGGGUGGACCUUCAUUUUGCAGACGUGCGAGCAAGCAGAUGUCUGAAGGUUUAUUUUUCCUGCAGGAGUCUAAUUAGGGGCAUAUUUGGAGAGGAUGAAAUUGCUCUUUAGUUGUAUGUUUACCCGUGCGAGCAGCAGCGUCACCUCCAUUGGCCCGCACGGUCACAUGGUCCGCUAACUUUAUUCAGUUGACACCAAAGUAGGAGGGCUUUAUGGAGGGAGGAAAAAAGACAACUGGAGAAAAAUUAGUAUUUUCUACCUUCGCAAAUUAAUGGCCAUGACUUCGUAUAUGGUGAACUCCAAAUAUGUGGACCCCAAAUUUCCUCCCUGCGAGGAAUAUUCGCAGAAUAACUACAUACCUGAGCAGGGCUCGGACUACUUCAACCCCUCGCAGGACACUGACUUUCAGCAGCCGGCGAUCUACCCACGCGAGAACUACACCGAGCAAGCGUUCGGCUGCAACUCAGUGCAGGAGUCUCCGGUGCAGCCGCGGGGUCACGUCCACGACACAGCCGGCCGGUCGAGCCCCUACGGCGCACAGACAGAGCCGGGCGACUCGGUCCACGUGGCCGCAGCCAGGACGUGUGGACAGCGGAACACAAAGAGCCCGAACGGCAUCCAAGGAAAGCAGUCCGCGGUAGUUUACCCCUGGAUGAAGAAAGUGCACGUCACCACGGUGAACCCGGAUUACACAGGUUCCGAGCCCAAACGCUCGAGAACCGCUUACACGCGGCAGCAAGUUCUGGAGCUGGAGAAGGAGUUCCACUUUAACCGCUACCUGACCAGAAGGCGCCGCAUCGAGAUCGCACACACGCUUUGCCUGUCCGAGAGGCAGAUUAAAAUUUGGUUCCAGAACAGGAGGAUGAAGUGGAAGAAGGACCACAAACUGCCGAACACUAAGGGCAGGUCGGUGCCGACCCCCGGCCACCUGCAAAGCCUCCACAAGGACAACCACAUUGACAUCACCUCCUUAUAAACAAGGAAGAAAUUCACUUGCAUCGGACUUUUUGCAUGGAGUGAACUCGUUUUUUUUUAAUUUUUUUUUUUACUAUUUUUUAUUUAACAAAAAAAAAAAAAAUCAGUAUUGACCUGAGCCUAAGAUAUUAAAAUAAUAAUAAAUAAAUAAAUCAGUAUUUUACCGCAGAAGCCCGACAUACUUCCGGCAAACAGGCACCACCAAUUCAACCAAACAUUUUUUUGUUUUUAUUAUUAUUACUUUUCUUUUUUUGAUUGGGGGGCGGGGGGCUCAGUGAGGACAUCCACUUUUUGUGGAUUUAACAGUGUCGUCUGUCGCGGAUUCACGCGGUCUUAUAGGCUUAAGUAGCUUUAUUUAGCACAGGGAUGCCAUUCGUUCAAAUGGCACACAUACAAAAAAAAAAAAAAAAAAAAAAAAAAAAAAAGCUCCUCUCUCAGUAAUGCACAAUUCACUUGAAGGAAAAAAAUUGCAAACAGGAAAGGAACUCAUACAUUUCGUUCUUACUUCGUUACGUUUGUUUUAACUUAUUUUGUACGAUAAAAAGCAUUUUUCCUUUUAAGUAUUCCGACAUAAGCAUUCCUUAUACGAAUAGCCAUUCUUCUUCUCUGUUGAAAUUUUCCCUUUCCUGUCAUGCCAAUUUAUUUUUGUAAUUCUUCCUGGAUGACAUCGAAUGUGUUUGAAAUAUUGCGGAUAUUUAGGUGAAUGUUUAAUUUUAUUUAUUUGCUUAAAAAGUGUACAUUUUCGUAUACCGCUGGCGCGCGCACGAUGACACGAAUGCUAUUGCUUCAGUAACCUUUUGAAAUUAUACGUUUGCGCAUGGCUUUAUCUCAAGUUUCGUCUUAGUUUAAUGUGAGAAUGUGUUUUGCCUUCUUUAGUUACACAAAAGCAGUGGGGGUGUCGUGUCAGGUUUUAUUUAUAUUAAAAAAAAAAAAAAAAAAAAAAAAAAAGAAGAGAGAUUUGUUUUCAUUUUUUAACCGCCAUUGUCUGAAGACAAGCGAAGGCCCAGAAGCUCUCCCAGCCCGUGGACAUCUUCUCUUUUUGGGCGAAGGUUGGUGGCAGGUUCAUUCAGGGGACACGCUGCAGCCGCAAGGGCUGACCCCCGACACCCCUGACCCGGCCGGACAAGCUGCAUUUUCUCCUUUUUCGCCCUCACAAACAAGCAUUCGAAGCAUUCAAAGCGAGACGGUGCGUGACUUCUCCAGCGGACUUCUUUCUAUCCCCCCCCCCCUAAAAAAGGCACAGCAUAUAUCUGAUGUUCCGAUAUAGGCGUCAUUGUCGACAUGCAAUGUCUUUUACCGGUCUUAUUUUUGUACAUGCUUUCUACCUUGUAUUUGUGCAUCGGGAUGUGAGAAGUAUAUUGGAAACAAAUAAAGAUUUCUACUGAUUAUGCAUUUAAAUGA